Prunus armeniaca (apricot) is the source of this 375-nucleotide messenger RNA. Lineage: Eukaryota; Viridiplantae; Streptophyta; Magnoliopsida; Rosales; Rosaceae. The record is from the annotation of a GenBank genome assembly.
AUGGGGUCUAGGAAACCUUUUGUCUUUACUGAUGCAGCCAACGUUGGCACUCUAGAACAGGGCAAAUCACCCCCUUAUGAGAAGCUGUGUAGUAGCUAUGCUGAAACUGUUGGCAGAUCUAAUUGCUCCAAUCAGGGUGCUAUGCAACUUAGGGACUCGUUGAUGUCUUGGAGUGUCGAUGGGCUUGGUUAUGUUCCCAGUGUAGUUGGUAAGCCAUUAUAUGUUGAUUCCUUGACUAAGUCUAAAAGAAGAUUAUCUUAUGCAAGAAUAUGUGUGGAGCUGGAUGCCACGGAUGAGCUUAUUGACACCUUCAAUCUUCGAAUGGUUAACCCUAAUGGGGAGGUCCAAGUUGGGGAGAUAUGUGUUGAGUACUAA